This is a messenger RNA of Sclerotinia sclerotiorum 1980 UF-70, 162 nucleotides long. RefSeq lists its product with no specific name. The transcript has 2 exons. Bases 1 to 162 code for a protein of 53 amino acids. The record is from RefSeq and is a predicted model, not a curated record. NCBI's taxonomy places the organism in Eukaryota, Fungi, Ascomycota, Leotiomycetes, Helotiales, Sclerotiniaceae.
AUGAUCUUUAGUUACUACGCAAGUCCUGCUUCUACCUCAAGCGGUACAAGUUCAUUAUUAAGUGUGGAUCGUUCAAAGUUCCUCAAGUUGUCGGAUCGUAAAGUCUGGAAUGAUUCUCAGAUUCAUUCACAAAAGACGCAAGGAGUCAAGGUGAUUAAUUAA